This is a messenger RNA of Trichobilharzia szidati, 454 nucleotides long. The record is from the annotation of a GenBank genome assembly. Lineage: Eukaryota; Metazoa; Platyhelminthes; Trematoda; Strigeidida; Schistosomatidae.
UUAAUAAGUGAAGGAAUCCAAUCCAGUCUACCUAGUCAGUCGAAACCUGGUUCAGCUGCAGCAUCAUCAGACAAGGAAGCUGUACUCAGUAGCUUUUUCAAUUCUCUGCUAGCAAGAAAAAGCCUAACAGAGACACCAAUUCUACCGAAAGUAAUUCAACCGACUACAGCCAAUAAACCUAACCCAUCAUCGAAAGAGAAUGAAAGUUAACCGGAACAUAAAUUCGAAUGAAAGUGAAUGAUAAUGGUUAUUUAUUCUGCACAUCUUGGUAAUAUGUUGAAUAAUACAAUUACACUAUGGAUAUGGUCUCAGUUUUCUUAUAUAAAGCUACCACGCCCCCCCUCAUGGUUGAGGGAAUUAUUUUUCAAAAUUGAACACUAAGAAAUACUUUAAAAUUGUAAUUUGUGUAUUUUCGAGAAGCAAAAAAUAAUGUUCAAACAGGAACAUAUUCUGU